This is a messenger RNA of Esox lucius (northern pike), 2385 nucleotides long. Its product is annotated as zinc finger protein 154. The coding region runs from base 61 to 1899 and encodes 612 amino acids. Lineage: Eukaryota; Metazoa; Chordata; Actinopteri; Esociformes; Esocidae. The transcript is spliced from 2 exons. The record is from RefSeq and is a predicted model, not a curated record.
ACUGGUGAACCCCAUCUCUUCUGCUAGCUAGCCAACCAGUCUGCUUCCUGGUUGAGAACAAUGUCCGACAGGGCGAAAGUUGAGGGGACGUUCAUGAAACUGUACCUUAAUGAUAUUCGGAAACCACUUUCGCAUAGGUCUGGUACACGGUGUUCGACAAAAAAAAAGGCUUCCUGUGAUGACAAAACACUGCCAAAGGGGGCUCCCACUCAAAGGAGGUGUGAGGGGCAGCUGAGAGCUCCCCAGAGAAUCUCUGAAAGGCAAAGCCCCAAAGAACCAAGGGGCAUUUCUCCCUUGUCCAGGUCAGGAGACGAGACCCACAAGGAAGCCUCAGCACCAAAAAAAAAGACCAAAAUAAACAGCUCCGAAAAGCAGACCAGGUCUCAUUUAAAGGGUUAUGAAGCCGGUUCUGCGUCUGAGCAUGACAAGCAGUCAGAGGAGAGCACAGAAAGAGAAAAGGGGCAUGGCAAAUCUGGGAAAAAAUUGGCCAAUAUAGAGGAGCCAAAUGACAUUUUGUCUGACGAACAAACUGGUUUGACUUCCCGGAGCAAAAGAAGGCAGCGUAGUGACCUCAAUGUAUUCAAAGCAGAUGCUGAGCAGUAUGAUACUGCUAUACCUGAGCCUGAGAUUGCAGCAGCGGUGGAAGGGAACUAUAAAAUGGCCUCUGCUUUUAAGAGGGGCAAACAAGACAACCUUACAAAAAGGACUACGCUGUGUGCAGAGGAUCAGUGUAAAAGUGCUAAUCAUGAGUUGGUAGAACAACCUGAGGAAAUGUCAAUUAGAAACAAUCAUAGCAAAUCUAAAAAGGAAAGAACCAGGAGUCGCUCUGUGGAGGGAAUUGAAAGUGACCACUUUGUGACCGACCAUCACACCGCUACCGAAGAGACAUCCCUCAGAAAAAGAAAGGGGGGGUCUCCGAAAUCUAAAAGAAAGAGUGACCAGGGCUCUCAAAACAAUCCUAAAGACAGCGAAAAGGAGGGGCACCAAUCUAAACAUUCAGAGUCCAAAGAGCAGGAGGCACCUGCAAAAGAAUACCAGAGAGAGAAAAAAGUAUUUUCCGUCUCUGAUUUGGAAAAUGGCAUAGUCGGAAACAAAGGCAAAAAGCAAGGCUCCACAGAUUUGAAGGUGCCCAAAAGAAGACUCAGAACGUCGGUGCAAAAAAACCAACAAAUGUGCACUUUCUGUGACAAGGCCCUACCCAACAAGGUGGCGCUGAACAGGCACCUCCAGCACCACACGGGUGAGAAGCCGUUUCACUGCCAAGAGUGUGGCAAGGACUAUGGAAGCAAGUCGACCCUGAAGAUCCACAACCUGCAGGUCCACCACAAGGGGACGAAGAACUUCAUGUGCAACGAGUGCGGCCGACUGUUCACCCACCUCACGUACCUGAAACGCCACCUGUACUCUCACACGGCCCCGGAGAAGAGGCCUCACCGAUGCGCCGUCUGCGGCAAGCACUUCAUCCAGAAGUCCCACCUGGACCGCCACCGGAUGAUCCACACCGGGGAAAAGCCGUAUGGCUGCGAGCGCUGCGCGCUGGCCUUCAAUCGCCCGGAGUACCUGCGCGAGCACCUGAAGCUGCACAAGCCGGGCCUGGCUCUGGUGGAGCGGGAGAAGACCAUGUGCUCGGAGUGCGACCGCGGCUUCGUCAACCCGAAGUACCUGACGAUUCACAUGAGGAUGCACACCGGCGAGAGGCCGUACAAGUGCGAGGACUGUGACAAGAGCUUCACCCAGAUCGGCGUUCUAAACGUGCACCGGCGCACGCACACCGGCGAGAGGCCGUUCAAGUGCGAGGUGUGUGGCGGCUGCUUCACCCGUCGCAAAUACAUGGAGAACCAUGUGAGCAGGAAGCACGGUUCUUCUGGGAAGGUCCACAAACCGGAGGAUGAGCAGUGAGUUUCUUGGCGUUGUGUGAGGUUCUGGGCAGGUCAGACGGUUGCCUACAGGUCGCUCUUGUGUUGUCGCGAGAGGUUUUUAUUUCCUGUUGUGCCAUGAUGUUUUUUUGGGGUUUUUUUUUUGCGGAUCUGUCAUUUAUGUCAACCAAGUCAAUGAUGAAUUCUGUCGUUAUAAGCAUCCUUUCUGCACCUGCUCUUUUUUCACUUUUUGUGUACACGAUCAGUAGAGAAUUUGGUGUGCAAAUGUUGAGUCCUGUUAGUCUCUGUGGGACAGAUGGCCUGUUGCUAAGAGCCACACCCCCCUGGGAAUGAAACUGAUCAGGUGGGAGGAGGCUUUUCUCAUGAUGUACUGACCUUCUGACCUUUGCCUGCCUGAGGAUAUUUUUUGUAUAUGUUUUCCAUGAAUUAAGGGAUGUCGUGUGGCAUGUCACAAGAAUUUCAUUGAUCAGAAUGACGCUGUGUUAUUCUGUGCAUUUGACUAUAUAAA